Messenger RNA from Cucurbita maxima (winter squash), 1018 nucleotides. RefSeq names its product bidirectional sugar transporter SWEET12-like. Gene Ontology annotation, molecular function: sugar transmembrane transporter activity. Gene Ontology annotation, cellular component: membrane. The record is from RefSeq and is a predicted model, not a curated record. NCBI's taxonomy places the organism in Eukaryota, Viridiplantae, Streptophyta, Magnoliopsida, Cucurbitales, Cucurbitaceae. Gene Ontology annotation, biological process: carbohydrate transport. The transcript has 5 exons. Bases 58 to 876 code for a protein of 272 amino acids.
AUAUGAGCCCUCCCCCCAUCUUCAUCUGCACCAAUUUAAAGCAAUAGAAAUAGCAUAAUGGCUCUUAAUUUUAUCAACCACAACCCUUGGAUCUUUGCGUUUGGUCUUCUGGGUAACAUUUUCUCGUUCAUCGUGUUUCUGGCCCCAGUGCCUACAUUCAUAAGGGUGUGUAGAAAGAAAUCAACGGAAGGAUUUCAGUCUGUUCCCUACGUGGUUGCUUUGUUCAGCGCAAUGCUACUUAUCUAUUACUCCACGCUGAAUGCGAACGAGUUGUUUCUAAUGACUAUCAAUUCAGUGGGCUGUUUCAUUGAGACCAUUUACAUCGCUUUGUACAUUGCGUAUGCUCCCAAGAAGGCUCGGAUAUUCACUGUGAGGUUCUUUCUUCUGUUGGACGUGGUUGGGUUUUGCUUGAUUCUGUUGGUGACCCAAUUUGUGGUGAAGCGGCCUUACAGAGCCCGCGUGAUUGGGUUCGUUUGUGGAGGCCUCUCUGUCAGUGUUUUUGCAGCUCCUCUCAGCAUCAUGAGGACGGUGAUACGUACAAAGAGCGUGGAGUUCAUGCCGUUUUCGCUAUCACUUUUCCUCACACUCAGCGCCGUUAUGUGGCUCUUCUAUGGGUUACUCCUCAAGGAUCUGUUUGUUGCGCUUCCAAACACACUGGGAUUCACAUUCGGGAUGGCUCAGAUGAUUCUGUACGCCAUCUACAGGAACGCAAGGCCAGCUGCUGAGCUCGAACUCCCACAGCACAAAGCCACCACGGUGGAAGUGGAAGCGGAAGCUAGUUUGGAUACUCCUGAACAGCGCCAUCAUGAGAAAUAUUGCAUGGAUUUGGAGACACAAGCAGCCCCAGCGGCACCCAUGCUCAAUUCUGCGGCUUGACACUAUCAUCUUAUUUUAAUUCACAAAUUUCGUCCUACCCUUUUCUCUUAUGCUUAAUUGCUUUUCCCUAAUCUCUCUCCUUCUAUAUGUAAUGUAAUUAAAUCAGUUUCAUAAUUAAAGGUUGCACUAAUGUUGUACUUGA